Molecule: messenger RNA, 1843 nt
Organism: Paramacrobiotus metropolitanus
Lineage: Eukaryota; Metazoa; Tardigrada; Eutardigrada; Parachela; Macrobiotidae
Product: beta-1,3-galactosyltransferase 5-like
Exons: 1
Coding region: 379-1479 (366 amino acids)
Cellular component (GO): membrane
Molecular function (GO): hexosyltransferase activity
Source: RefSeq, a predicted model, not a curated record
GUUUAUGUUUUCCCGCGUAAUCUUCGCAGGUCUCCUCGAGAAGUCAGACUUUGUUAAACUUUAAAAUUCUUAAUACAAUUUAUUUACUAUUUGUGAUACAGUAACUAUGUUUAGUACUUGCUGUUAACCUACCUUCCAAGUUUUUCAUCUUACGUACGCAUCAAAAACUGUGGUCAACAAACUCGUACACACAUAGCAUAAUAUUGUAAAGAAACUGCGGAUUUAUUUUUGUCUUACCUUACUAUACCAAUAUUUCCGGCGUGUGGAUGUUCUUAUUACCGCUGAUAUAAAUUAUCACCUGCCCAACAUUCUGCAAACAGUGUUCAUGUUUUAUGGGAAACCGGGGAAUCAAACGAGAAUUUCCGGUUGGUAAGUUUAAUGUUCGGCAUCAUGUUUCCCGAAUUCAUGGUACGGCGCAAUCUGAUUAACCGAAAGCAGCACCAUUCGGCUCAGAAUGUCAGCAGCAAACUCUGGAUACGGGUAGCUAUUCUAAUUGGAACAGCCGUACUGACAUUAUGCUUUACUUCGCUGAUAAGUAAUCGUCAGAUGCACACGAGUUUUUACGAGAUUGAAAUCCUGCCCAGACUCCUGUCAAAACGCCGCGUUCCCCUGCAAGAGCCAAUCCGUUUGAAGUUGGACACAAAUUUUUCCGGUCAUGCGGAUGUGAUCGCUCGUCAGUAUACCAUCUCCCCGAAACCCUGCAAAGACGUGCCCAUGAAGCCGUUCCUAGUGCUGGUGGCCUUUUCGCGGAUUGAUGCCUUUGCCUUGCGAACAGCCAUUCGUAAAACGUGGGGAUCAGUGGCGGAUCCGAAUUGCGGCGUCCGCCUGUUGUUCAUGUUUGGGAGGGUGUACAAGAAAAAUCUCCAAUUGAAACUGGAAGCGGAAGCAUUAGAGUUUGGUGACAUUAUCCAGUCCAAUCAGUUCGACGAUGUGUACCGCAGUGCAGCGCAGAAAGCCAUCUAUCUGCUACAGUGGGGCGCCGCAUACUGCCCCGAAUCGGUCUACACCGCCAAAAUUGACGACGAUAACUGGCUAAACUUGCCGUUGUAUUACAAGUUUUUACAGGAAAACCAAAAGAACGAUUAUGUGUAUGGUGCCAUGUUUAAUGAAGGGUCACCGGUAAUUCGCAAUACCGGCACAAAAUAUUAUGUUCCUCGAGAAGAGUUUGACGGUGAUGUCUAUCCGGAAUAUUUAUCGGGGAUAUUGUAUGCAUUCCCGACAAGAUUUCUAGAUCGGGUACUGCAAGCUAGUCUGGAGGUACAGCGGACAUUUAACGAUGACGUGUAUGUUUGCGGACUGCUGACGACGAAAGCCAACCUCACGCGCAUGCCGGUACCGAGAUAUGCGUGGGAUCAGCCAGGUGCACAGAGGGAUAGCAACUGUACAAAGCGCGAUAUGAUGUGUAUCCAUUAUUCAAAGGAUACGGACUAUUAUCGCAUGUGGGACGAUCCGUGUUAUACCUAUCCGCGACUGUGUUAGCAUUUUAAUUUUGCAACCGAGUUUUUUCCUCAACUUCUCAACUUUGUUGGUGUUCUUUCACGUAUUCUCCCACUGAUCCACAGUACCGGACCGGCACAAAUAAUUGAUUACUGAUGUGACCGUAAACACUGCGUAGUCGUGCAGUAACAACAGGUUAUAGACAUCUAUAUUCGUAUUUGGUGCACUUUUAAUAGUUUUUUUUUCGCAUUAAGCGCAUUCUACUAAACGGUUCAUUUGUUGCCGCCGUGUGAAAAGUACUGUAACUUCUUAAAAGAUUAUUUCUGGUUUCGCAGUAUGUCUGUAACAAAGAAAAUCUACAGAGUACCUGCCUUUGUCAGAUGUAAUAAAAAUUAUACAGCUUGGA